AUGAACAGAUCGUCACAUAAACGAUAGCGAACUUCCAAUACACCAAAAAGACAAAAAGAGCAAGAUAACAAUCCUAUUCCAAGCUAAUAAGUGGCAAAAUAAGUCAGAAACGAUGAGGCUGUUUAAUAAUUAAGUGUUAUGGAGAAUCCCAAAAACUAACUGAGGAGAUAGGAUUCUCAGAAUUUUCACUUGAGAUCCUCUUAGCAUUUAGAGAAAUCCUAUAAUUUGACUGAUAGAAUUUUUUCUCCUGCAAGAAAGUAGGAUUAAUCUCCGAAUUUAAGAAAGAAGGAAAACAUCAAAAUUAUUGAUUCAUAUGAAGCUAGAUAUGGUAAAUUGAGUACUGAAAAUCUUUAACUUUAAAACUAAAUCUAAGCUGAUCAAUAAAAAUACAAUAAAAUUAUCAAUGAAUUAGAAAUUCAACUCUCUAAUCAAACUUAUAAAUUAUAAACUGAAUAACAUAAUAUUAAACAAUAAUAAUUGUUAUUAUAAAAGAAGAAUGAGGAGAUUUAACUAUUAGUCAAUGAAUUGAAAAAAAAUGAAACCAAGUUUAUUUAGAUUUCACAAAAUAAUGUUCAAAGUGUUGAUGAGAAUUAGAAUUUAAAAGCCUAUAUCUAAAAUUUAGAGUAUGAAUUAUAAAAUUUGAAAUAAUAAGUUCAAGAUACUCAUUUCAAAAGUGCAAGAUAGAUUGAGGAAACAAAAAUAAAAGUUGAAAAUGAUUGUUCUCAUUAAAGCUAAAUACAAUUAAAGGACAUCCAAUAAUAACAUUAAUAAAUUUUGAGCAAAAAGAACGACUAACUUAUAUAGGAAUAAUAAAAGUAUUCAAAACUCUUAGGUUAAUUUGAUAAUUUAGUAAAUGAAAAAAAUAAGAUGUAAUUGUUGAUAGACGAUCUUCAAGACGAGAAGUUAGUGAUUUAAUAAUAACUUCAACAAUAAAACUAAAUGUGCGAAGAAUUCAGAUUAAAAAAUAUGAGCUUGCAUAAGGAAGUAUAACUAGUUCAUGAUAAACAAGCCAAAUAAGAACUCUCACAUCAAAAAUAGAUCUAGGAACUCAAAUAAUAUUAUGAAUAAUAAUAAAUCAACAACUUGUAAAGAAGACUAAAUGAAACCGAAUUAAAACACUCAACAGAAAAUUAGCAAUAAGAUUAAAUAAUAAGAGAGUUGUAAGCAUAAUUGUAACAAUCUGAGAACAAUUAUUAAGUAAUGAAGACUGAAAAUGCAAAAUUAUAUGCUAUAGAUCAAGAGUAAGAGAAAGAGAUCAAAAUAUUAUAGUAAGAAUUAGAAAGAAUCAAUAAAUUCAAAGAUUUAGAAAUAUAAUAACAAUAAGAAGAUCUUUAGAAGUUAAAACAAUAACUUUUAGAAUAGUCCUCUAAGUACUAGACUAAAUUACAUGAAUUAAGUAAACAAUAAGUUAUUGCUAAUGAUAUCAAGAGCGAAUUAGAAUUAUAAAAGAAUGUUACAAAAGAAAUUGAAGCCAGUAUUAGGGAGCAAUGGGAAACUGAUAUUUAAGAAUUGAAAGGUUUUAACCAAUAAUAACUCUAAAAUUUAGAAGAAUAAAUUAAAUUCCUAAAUUUAGAGAAUGAAAAAUUAAUUAUCUAAAGUCGUAAGAAGGAUGAAUAAAUCAAUGAAUAUAAACUUAAUUAACAGUUGUUAGAUAAUUCAAUUAAUGGUUUGAAGCAUUAAUUGAGCGAUACAGAGAAAUAAAAAUAAAAGGAAUUGGAAGAUUAUUAAUUUGAAUUGGAGAACUUCAAAAAAGAAUUAAAGGAAUAAAAUGUCAAGUUACAAUAAGAAAAAUAAUUAAUGGAACAAUAAUUAAAGUAAUAAAAAUAGAGAGCAAAGGAAUUGGAAACUGCAAAAAUUGAAUUGGAAUUUAGUUCCUCUCAAUAGAUCUAAAAUUAUUAAGAACAAAUUAAAUAAAAAGACUGGUAGAUCAGCUAAUUUAAUUCAGAAAAAUAGAAGUUUGAAUCUUUAUUAAAAUCAAAUAAGGAAAGAUUGACCUAAGCAGAAUUCCAAGUAGUAGAAUUAAAAUAAAGUGCUGAUAUUUAUUUGAAGGAAUUAGAAGAAUCAACUCAACAAAGAGAUCUUGAAAGAAGCCAAUUUAACUAAAAAUUUGGCUUUUAAGAAACAAGAAUAUCAUAGUAUAAGUAAGCAAUUAACUAAUACGAAAUUGAAAUUCACAAUCAAAAUAACUAAAUUGACAAAGCCUAAAAAUCGCUUGAUCAUGCUAUGUUAGAAUCUUAAAAGAAAAUCGAGGAAUCAAGAAAGAGAGAGUAAAAACUAUUAGAUCAAAUCGCUAAUCUAAAUUUGUAGUUGUAAUCGAAUGAAGAUUAAUUUAUUAAAUAUUAAGAGGAACAUAAGGAAUCUAAUAAAUAAAUUGAGUAAUUGCUUCAAGAGAAGGAUUCUUUAAUUAAGAGUUUAGAAAAUCAAAAAGAAAAAUUAGUUGAAGUUAAAAAUGAGUUAACUGAGGAAAUUGAAUAAUUGAAUUAAAAGAUCCAAAAUUAUGCUGAAGGAGAAAACUAGAGAUAAGAUUGGGAAUUCUAAGUUGAAAAUGAAAAGGCUGUUUUGAAUAAUGAGAUUGAAAUAUUAUAAUAAAAGCUCGAUUAAAAAGAGUCAAAAUUGAAUCAAAUAUAAUAAUAAUUUUCGAAUUUAGAAAUUCAACUCUAAGAUAAAGAAGUAUUGUAUGAUUCUCUUAGAAGAUAAAUUGAUUAGAAUUAUGUACAUGUUGAAGACUAUGAAUAAUUGAAAUAGAAAAACAUCAAUUUAUUGAAUGAGAUUCAUGAAUUAGAGAGCAGUUAGCUAAAAUCAAAUAGUGAGAAAUAAUCAUUGAGAAGAUAAGUUGAAAAGUUGAAGAGUGAUCUAGAGUUGAAAGAAUAAGAGUUCGAAUAAACUUUUGAAUAAUUGAAUAAAAGAAGAGGAGACAAUGAGGAUGUGGCGAAGUUGACAAAAGAAAUAUAAAGACUGAAUUUUGAGUUGUCAGAUGCUUAAACAUUGUUGUAGGCAAAAAGCGAGCAGCUAAAUAUAAUGAGAAGAGAAAAUGAUGAUCAGUUGGAGCAGUUAAAUAGAAUGAAGAGACAAUUAAAUUAAACAUCAGAGAAAGAAUUAAUAAGAAGGAUAGAUAAAUCUGAACAUUUGGAAGAAAACCUUUGA
Paramecium tetraurelia is the source of this 3144-nucleotide messenger RNA. RefSeq lists its product as uncharacterized. The transcript has 4 exons. Lineage: Eukaryota; Ciliophora; Oligohymenophorea; Peniculida; Parameciidae. The record is from RefSeq and is a predicted model, not a curated record.